UUCGCCGCCAGGAAGCCACACUGCAGGCGGAGCGACGCUGCCAUUUCCCUCCGACAGAUCUCCGCCACUGCAGCACGAGCAGCGCGGCCGCUGUCGAUGAUCAGCAGCAGCAACCGCUCGUCACUGGCCCAAGAAAAGCUCGAGCUAUUCAAAUCACUGGAGCCAUGGGUGAGCACCGAAAUUUUGCCGCUGCUGUCGGACGCUGAGAAAUGCUGGCAGCCGAGCGAGUUUCUUCCUGACGUUACGCUUCCAGUGGCGGAUUUCGCGGAGCAAGUCCGGGACCUGCAGGCGCGCACGGCGGGGCUGGCGGACGAGUACUUUGUGGUGCUGGUUGGGGACAUGAUUACAGAGGACGCGGUGUCCACUUACCAGACGGUGCUCAACACGUGGGACGGAGUGCGAGACCAGAGUGCGGCCAGCCCGAGCCCGUGGGCCGUGUGGAUUCGGGCCUGGUCCGCCGAGGAGAAUAGACAUGGCGAUUUGCUCAGGACCUUUCUCUAUCUUUCCGGCAAAGUCGACAUGCUCAUGCUCGAGAGGACUGUCCAGUGCUUGAUUCGUUCCGGAAUGGACGGAGGAUUCGAAAACAAUCCAUACUUGGGGUUUGUCUACGUGGCAUUUCAAGAGCGAGCCACGUUCAUAACUCACGGCAACACCGCCCGGCUCGCAAAGAAGGGCGGGGACCCAAUUCUGGCCAUCAUAUGCGGAACCAUUUCUGCGGAUGAAAAGCGCCAUGAGUACGCUUACACUAAGAUCGUCGAAAAGCUACUCGAGGUCGACCCCAACGAGACAAUUAUCGCCAUAGGCAAAAUGAUGCGGAGGGGAAUCACGAUGCCCGGCGCCCUAAUGUACGAUGGCUGCGACCCAAACCUAUUUGAACAUUACUCAACCGUGGCCCAAGCCAUUGGAGUUUACACAACCAAAGACUACGUAGACAUUCUCGACUUCUUUAUCAAACGGUGGAGGCUAGAGAAGCUCCACGGCCUCAAUGGGGAGGCUAGACGCGAGCAAGAAUUCGUGUGCCGUCUUCCGGAUAGGUUAAGAAAAUUCAAUGACCAAGUAGGAGAACGAGCUAAGAGGCAAUUGCAAGAACACAAGCUCAAGUUUAGCUGGAUUUUCAAUAAAUACGUAACUAUUUGAGUCGACAAGAAAGUACAUCGCAAAUCAAUCGCUGUCUUCUUGCAAGACUUACUAUAUAAUGUCAUAUCCUUUAAUUAAGUUUGUAAUAAAGGUGAAUGUAGGUCUUCGAGAAGAAUAUGUAGACCGUGUUGGAGUUAAUGCCAUUCUAAUA
Andrographis paniculata is the source of this 1288-nucleotide messenger RNA. RefSeq names its product stearoyl-[acyl-carrier-protein] 9-desaturase 6, chloroplastic-like. Gene Ontology annotation, biological process: fatty acid metabolic process. Gene Ontology annotation, cellular component: chloroplast stroma. The transcript has 2 exons. The record is from RefSeq and is a predicted model, not a curated record. NCBI's taxonomy places the organism in Eukaryota, Viridiplantae, Streptophyta, Magnoliopsida, Lamiales, Acanthaceae. Gene Ontology annotation, molecular function: stearoyl-[ACP] desaturase activity. Bases 97 to 1137 code for a protein of 346 amino acids.